ACUAGUAGAAAAUGUUGUUCAGUAUUUCUCAAUCCCGUUCUUUAUUUAACGGCGAUCGAUUAACGCCGUCGAGAUACUUCACCGGAGCUCCGGCUAAAUUCUCCUCUCUCCCGCUCUCAGGCAAGAAGUCAUAUUCUCCUAGAAUAAGAAGGUUUCAAGAACUCCAAAACUCUUUGGAAGCAAGAAGAAACCCACCUCUAAUAUGUGGAAGAGUAUCUCCUCGUCUUCCUGUUCCUGAUCACGUACCAAAACCUCCAUAUCUCGAGUCUAGCGAGUUACCAAAGAUAUCAAGUGAAUAUCAGAUUCCUGACUCCAAAGGCAUUGUGAAAAUGAAAGCAGCGUGUGAGCUUGCUGCUCGUGUAUUAGAAUAUGCAGGAACUUUGGUUAGACCAUCUGUUACAACUGAUGAAAUCGAUAAGGCGGUGCAUCAGAUGAUAAUUGAGUCUAAGGCUUAUCCUUCACCUCUCGGAUAUGGAGGAUUCCCUAAGAGUGUUUGUACUUCAGUUAAUGAAUGCAUGUUUCAUGGGAUUCCGGAUUCUCGUCAGCUACAGAAUGGUGAUAUAAUAAACAUCGAUGUUGCAGUUUACUUGGAUGGAUAUCAUGGAGAUACUUCAAAGACUUUCUUGUGUGGAGAGGUCAAUGAAAGCCUUGUACAACUUGUCAAGGUCACAGAAGAAUGCUUGGAGAAAGGUGUAUCGGUUUGUAAAGAUGGAGCAAGCUUUAGACAAAUUGGAAACAUAAUGAGUGAGCAUGCUGAGAAGUAUAGCUAUAAUAUGGAGCGCUUUAUAGGGCAUGGUGUAGGAACGGUAUUACACUCGGAACCUCUUAUAUAUCUUCAUCAAAACUAUGAUUACGAACUUGAAUAUAUGAUUGAGGGUCAAACUUUUACGCUUGAACCGAUUCUCACUGUUGGAACUACAGAGUUUGUAACAUGGCCAGACAAAUGGACAAUUUUGACAGCUGAUGGUGGUCCUGCCGCACAGUUUGAGCAUACAAUUCUUAUCACCACAACUGGUGCAGAAAUUCUCACGACGUCAUGAAAUAUAUUGUUCACAACGUUCAACAAUUUAUAUCACUGAUCAUUCAUGUCUCUGUGUCGAAAAAGGUUAAGUUAAGUAGUUAACUUAACCAUUCAAGCUUAAGGCAAGCUUCUUGUUAACAAUGGCGAAAAGAAAAGUGUGAUUAUAAUAAGCUUCAUGGCUAUAAA
This is a messenger RNA of Eutrema salsugineum, 1207 nucleotides long. Its product is annotated as methionine aminopeptidase 1C, chloroplastic/mitochondrial. The record is from RefSeq and is a predicted model, not a curated record. Gene Ontology annotation, molecular function: metalloaminopeptidase activity. The transcript has 10 exons. Lineage: Eukaryota; Viridiplantae; Streptophyta; Magnoliopsida; Brassicales; Brassicaceae. The coding region runs from base 12 to 1040 and encodes 342 amino acids. Gene Ontology annotation, biological process: proteolysis.